This is a messenger RNA of Meloidogyne enterolobii, 1352 nucleotides long. The record is from the annotation of a GenBank genome assembly. Lineage: Eukaryota; Metazoa; Nematoda; Chromadorea; Rhabditida; Meloidogynidae.
UAUUUUUUUAUGUAAAGACUUUCAAAAAAGUAUUUUUUUUCUCCCACGUUUCAUUUAAAUAUUUUAGUUCCUCUUAUAAUAAAAAUUUAUAUUUCUGUUUAAACAUUUAUUUAUUUUUCAGAUUUAUUUAUUUUUAUUUAUUUAAUUUUUAAUUUAUAAAAAUUAUUUAAAAAUUUAUUUAAAUUUUUAUUUUUAAACAUUUAAAUAAAUUUAAUUUUUUGUCAGUCGAAAGCUAUCUCAAAUUUACUCCAAUUCUCUUUUUGUUUAUUAGUUAUCAAUUGUUAUUUUCGCUUUCUUCAAUUAUUGAUAUUAUAAUCAUUUUGUUAUUUAAUCAAAUAAUACCGGACUCGAUCUUCUAAUUGGGAUAAUCUUAAUUAAGCUAGGGUAGCGAAGAGAAAGAUCCAGCUGGCUAGUAUUUAAAACGCUUACAGGCGGAGGUUUAAUAACUAUUAAAGAGGGGGUAAACGCCCGGUAGUUCAGUCGAUAGAGCACUUGUACGUGUGAACGAAAGUGUUUAACAAUAACUGCUAGAAGGUCACAUGCGCGAUGCCUGCCUGGGAUUAACUUUACCUCGCUCUUACUCUCUAAGAUGGGACGCUUACAGAAUUUAUAUUCGACUAGUUAUUUAUUCGUCUCGUUAAUCUAUUAUUAUCAAGUCCCGCAAAAAUACUCAGGAUUCCUUGAAAAUAUAACUUAACCGGUCCAUGCUUGUGGUUAACUUUUUCUUUUUUAUUUUUAUCAGUUUCCGUCAAAUCUUGGAUUUUUAAUUUUUUCCCCAAAUAUAUCCACCUAUUUUCUCCCCACUCCUUUUCUUCUUUUCAAUUUUCUCAAUUCCAAUGUUCAACGAUCAAAAAGAAAUAUUCUUCACUCUUUUAUCCCUACAAAUCCUUCUUAAUUUCCUUAACUGAUUUAAUCAUUUUUUCUUCUUCUUCAAUUUAUUUUUAAAUUUUACAACAAAAAUUUCUUUGACUCUAAAUAAUUUAUUUAUUUUUUUAAACUUUUUUUAAUUAAAAAGAUUUUUUCCCAAGCACUGAAAAUUAAAUUUUAUUUUAAAAAUAUUGCUAAAAUAAUUUUUUCUUUAUUUUUAAAUUAAUCACAUGAUUUUCUUUUAUUUUUCCAUUUAAAAAUAUAUUUUUAAAAUUACUUAAUCCACGAUUUAUUUAAAUCGAAUGGCAACACGUUUUCCGUUUUUAGCUGUUAUUAUAACACGUGGAUUUAUUAAUAAAAUAAAUACAUAUACCGUAAAUGCUCAAAUAAUUACACGGGGGAAUUAUUGUUUGGACCUUGCAGUUGAGGAGGUAAUUAAUCGAGAGGAGUUGCGCUAGAUUGUGUUGUAUCUCAAUAAAUCGAGG